Messenger RNA from Vicia villosa (hairy vetch), 970 nucleotides. RefSeq lists its product as uncharacterized. The transcript is spliced from 3 exons. NCBI's taxonomy places the organism in Eukaryota, Viridiplantae, Streptophyta, Magnoliopsida, Fabales, Fabaceae. The coding region runs from base 144 to 866 and encodes 240 amino acids. The record is from RefSeq and is a predicted model, not a curated record.
UAGAGUUUAUUACCGGGCCUGGGGUAAUAACAAGUUAAAACCAGCCCAAACUGUAAAAAAAAACCGUAGAGAUGAUGGGAUCUUCCUUUAGGUUUAGGUUUAGGUAUAUCUGAUUUGUCAUUCUUCCUUUCUGCAUAUUGUCGAUGGAACUCCAUACCAGCGUGUUCGGUGUCAACCGACCUCCCUCGGAAAGCUUGGAAGAUAGAGGUAAACUGAUCAAAUUGGAAUCGGAAAGCUUGGAAGAUAGAGGUAAACUGAUCAAAUUGGAAUCGGAAUCGGAAUCCGAAUCAGAAUUGGUUUCGGAAACGGAAUCGGAUUCGGAUUCUGAAACGGAACCGGGAUCAAAGCCGAAACCGCGGGUGAUUUAUGAUUGGGAAUUGAAACGGCCUGAAGAUCUUGUUGCGAGUGACUUCUCGAUGUAUGAGGAUGACCCUAAACCUUUUACAAUGUGUUCUGGACGCUUUGAGUAUAAGAACAAGGCCUGGAUUGAAAGAGAGAAGAAAAUUGAAGUCGCCAUGGCUGACUAUAGAGAGCGCUCUCGCAACCUAAGUAUCUUCGAUGCCAUCGCCCCUCCAAAAAUUGCAGGUCUAUGUGGCGGUGUAAUUCCCCUUCCCAUAGACGAUGAUUGUCGACUUAAUGUCACUCCCCUAUGCAAUGCUGCCUUAGACAACUACAAUAAUGAGAAUCAGGGUUCAAAUUUUGUGCUUGCUGAUAUUUUAAGGACAACCUGGAGAGCUGGUGGUAUGUAUUACAUCACCUUUCAAGCCACCCAUCCUUCCAAUAGCAAUGCCACAACUUUCCAGGCAGAAGUACAAAGAAAACCGAAGGGAGAACACAAGGUCUAUUCGUGCGCCAUUAAAACAUAACACAUACCAUGGUAAUAAUGUAACAUAUAUUUGAUUUUGUCAUUACGAAGAAUUGGUCUUCAAACUAGCCUAAGACUAUAUUGAUAGAAGCAUCCUUUGAAUCA